Molecule: messenger RNA, 3087 nt
Organism: Bemisia tabaci
Lineage: Eukaryota; Metazoa; Arthropoda; Insecta; Hemiptera; Aleyrodidae
Source: RefSeq, a predicted model, not a curated record
UCUGCCCCCGUAAGAUUUUUGGUGUCACCGACGCGAAGGCGUAAUGCAACUUUGCCGAAAGCUCAGGCGCGGAAGUGCUCAUGAUGCGAACUGAUCGGUGGUUCGUGUUGUUUAUUCUGGUGAUCUGUUGGGGUCUGCCAAGCCAAGAGGGGGUUGAUCGUGGAUUUUCGAAUGUGAGAACGGUGCUUUUCAGGGAGAUGGACUUGGAGAAGGACUGCUGGGAGCGCAGCGAUGUGGCGCUUCUUCUGGCCAGGCGCCUCACGCAGGAGCUCGUCCCUAACAGGAUUCCUCUGGAUCCUGUCCGCAUGAGCGAGUAUUUUGAGCUUGCCGAAAGAACCGUCCGAGAGGUUCCCGCACACAGUGCCGCCCGGCGGUUGCUCUACGCUGCUUUUGCUGAUACGGUAGGUGGUUACCUCAAGACCUACGGUUUACCGCUCGCUAAAGAAGCUUAUUAUGAAGGGAAAAUUAAUUACCCACAGAUGAAACGUUUAUACGACCUAGCAAGCAGAUUGAAGGAAAGUUUAGGCACUGAUGGGAAAGGCUGGGGAGAUCCAGUAAGUUUGAGCGGAUUCGCGCGGAGAGCAGAAUCUUUAGAACUCUCGGUUGCCGAUGUCGAAGAUCCCUGUCAAGCCCUCAUCACCCAAGAAUUUAGAGCUCCCAGGGGGUUCUCGAGUGAUGCAUCGCGUGAGGAUUUUCAUUUGACUCCAAGCGACUUGAAAAUUCCGCUCCCAUUUCUGGACGACGAUGACAAACCCCGUGCUAUGGCUGUGCCUCUCAAGAGGCGCAGUCUGUACAGCUUGUCAAGUUCCGCCUCUGUUGACGUUCUCAUCAGAUACUACACAACGAGCGUUUUGUGUCUCGACAACAAGGCGAAGGACUUCCUGAGACCCAGUCAAGAGAGUCGAGAGAAAACCUUCCCUACUCAAUGUUUUCAAGGGAAAUACUAUAAUCCUAUUAAGACGUUUCAAGUCCAGUUUUACCGUUGGAUUAUUACUAAGAUUAUCCCGCGUUUAGAGGAUGAAACUUGGUACGUUGGGUUUGGCGGAGUUUUACGAAUCAUUGAAACAAUCAAAGAGGAAGGUUUUCAUGACUCAAAUGUAGCAUGUGCCAUUCCAAGACGUUUGUCACCCCCAAUUAAUUUUGGCUCCGGAUUUUCGCCACGAAGCAGCUCCUCUGCUCUGGAUUAUCUUAACCACUACAUGCACUAUGGAUUACCCAAAGACGCAUCAAAACCUGAUGAUAGCCUCCCCGAAACCGUGUCAACUAUCGAGCUUCCUCCAAAAAUUGAAGUGGCGUCCCCCAAUAAGCGUUUGGUGGACAUUCAGAGCUCCCGAAAAAGCCUCGUGAGCGAUCGUCACGCGAACAGAAGUGCAUUUGUGAACCGUCCGAAAAUACUGUCUCACAUUCCGGAACAUCCGAGCGCAGUCUUUUAUUUGUGCACGGUCGUCCUCCUCGUCCUCUCGUUUUGGCUCAUCUCUUGCGUUUCCUUCGUAUUUUGCAAAAUAUUCCAUGGUCGCAACUUCAGGAGGGCAGAAGAUAGCCUCCUCACUUUAGAAAAAAAUGAAGACUCAUUUAAACUUCUUGCAGAUUCAGAAGGUUCUGAAGAAGGACGAGGACCAUCUACUGAGGAAGAGUUGAUGCGAUGUUUUACUGAAAAGAGGUACUUCGGAACUCUGAGUCAAUUGAAUCUCUCUACGUCGGAUUCGUACGAGAAGCUAUCAAUGGACAACGACGAGGACAUAGCGGUGAGCAGUGUCGGAGAUUCGUUCACUCUCUCUGACGAAAGCAAAGUUACACUCGGACAACAGGACAUGGUCAAAUUUGAAAACGAUGACACCGUUCUUUGCGAAACCGAGACUCAAAAACGGAGCCACUCAAAGAAAAGCCAACCCUGAUCGGAAUCGGAUUACCAGCAGUGGAGUUAAUUGAUAGCCAGCAGUAGCUUGUGGUUGGUUCAAAGAUCAAACCAUCCCUUCAAUCUUCCAGCAUUCAGCAAGGUAACUUUUUCCGGAGCAGAGGAGUGGAUCAGCGUUUGCAACGUCGUGUCAGUUUUAGUUUUCUUUUUGUGUAUUCAGACGAGGCACAGUAAAUUUGACUGUGCAUAUGGAGAUGGAAAAAACUUGUUUGUUUAUCUACCUACUUAUUAGUUUUUCAUUUAGGAGAUGGUGUAGAGAGUCUCAUCCCCUGGCAAAAAUUGGCUGGGCAAUAGUAUUUUGGAACAUAGUCCGGCUAUAGGAUUUUUUAUUGUCUCCAUAGCUUGGUUAUGGGAUUUGUUAUUGACCGUAUGGCUAGGCUAUAAGAGCCAUAAGAUAUCCUAUGGCAGAUAUCUUUCAAAAUUCUAAUACACAACCAAUUUUUACGAGGAUCGUUCAUUGGUGAGUAAAAUUCUUGACAAGAGUCAGCGUUAAUCAAUGCAGACUUUGUUUAUUUUCUAUUGCAGAUUCGUCCUUAAUCAUUCUUGAGAAGAAUCCUUUAAGUAAUUUAACUAUAAGCUCUUUUUGUGAAAAAAAGGAAAGAAUCAUGCAUGAACGCAGUGCGAGGGAAAAAACAUUCGGGAACUUGGGUAGAACUGAAAAUGAGAGCAAUUUCUCGAAGUUGUUGAAAAUCGUUUGUUUCAUUACUUAGACUUAUUGGACUUCAUUUCAUAAUUGUAUUUAAACUUGGAAUUUGAAAAAUUGAACAGUCGUGUUCUUUAGAAAUCUUGAAUAUGUGUGACGGUUUAAUUAAAAAGCCACUUAAGUAAUUGUGUGCAGGAAGAACUGACUUCAUAAAUUAUCAUUGUCCUUUUUCAUCCUGGACCUUUAGUUUCCACACUUCAGUUAUUAUUGAAAAAAAUUUGUCGAAAAAUUGCUCACCCCCUAGUGAGACUUUUGAUAGACGCUAAGAUACUCUCGCACCGUACGUGUAUUUUACAUCAUUAGAAUAUUAUUCGGUGUAUAAGAUAUUCGAUUUCUCGAUAUUAUUCCGUUACUCUGUUUUGCAAGGUUCUGAACGAAUUUGAUUCCGUAAAUGUUUGUACUUUCUAAGCACAACGAUACUUUUUUUUGUAGAUAAUACGAUAAUACCUACUGGCUAAUAAACUCAUUU